Molecule: messenger RNA, 2597 nt
Organism: Colletotrichum destructivum
Lineage: Eukaryota; Fungi; Ascomycota; Sordariomycetes; Glomerellales; Glomerellaceae
Exons: 1
Coding region: 176-2434 (752 amino acids)
Source: RefSeq, a predicted model, not a curated record
ACAUGUACGUUGGCGCUGGAACAGAACGUAGUCAGGAAACCAGGGAGCCAGAGACCUUUCUUUAAAUCUUGCGUCUUUUCUCUUGACACUACGGCCAGUGGCCUUCCCUCGUUAAUCCUCUCUUGUCCUCAAUCACUACGGACUUUGUUGUCGAGGACAUUCGGGUGCUUUCACGAUGACCAACGACGACCUCCCCAUCGCGCUGCGGCGCACACGUCGGAGCUUGCCUGGGACGAUUGCCACCGUAGCUUCAUCAACACAACCACCGCCGCCCCCCGUGGCAUCACAAGCCGCGCAUAAGAAGACCCCGAAGCGCCGAGUACGCUUCUCGGACCCAGGACCCUCCGCCUCGACACCACGCACAACCACCCGCGCCUCCUCCUCCACCGGCCUCACACCCAUGAUCAACCGCACGUUUCUCGACCGCCACACGCCAUCCAGCUCCCGCCGCCGCUCCACUACGCCCUCAGCAAGCGGCGGCACCGCCCCGCGCCCGACGACGGACCUACCCGUCAGCGGCGAGGUCCACUUCCUGCCCCUCCGCCAGGUCCUCUCGGGCCGCGUCCAGCGACGCAUCCGCCGCAACGGGCUCAGCGAGGAGAUGAACGCCAUCGCCUCCGAGCGCCGCCGCGCCGCAAAGGACGCCCAGGCCGAGGUCGAGCGCCUGCGCCGCGACCUCCGCCAGAAGGACGCCGAGGUCUACGAGCUGCAGAACGCCACCGUCGUCCUCGACACCGAGCGCAUCUGGGCCCUCGAGCAGGAGGUCGAGUCUCUGCGCGCCCGGCUGGAGGACAGGUCCCCCGCGGCGGCGGCGGCGGCGGCGGCGAGGAGGGAGGAGGAGGGGCGGAACUGCUUUGACUGGACGCUCGCGGCGCGGGACCCCUUCGCCGACGACUUCAUGGAGACGGACACCGUCGAGGCCGAGUCCGUGUGCGGGGACCGCGGGGUCGUGCAGAUCGGCGACGAGACCGUCUUCGGCGACGCGACGAUGGCGGAUAUCGUCUGCAGCACGCCCUCGCGGGUGCGUUCGUCGUUCCUGACGCCGCCGCUCACGAGCCCCGUCGCCGCGGGGCCGUCGACGCCCUCGUCUCGCAAGAAGACGAGGGAAGCCCACCCGCUGUCGGACGCCGGCGUGCAGGCCAACUUCCCAGACCCGGAGAAGCAGCGGCUCGACGAGGACGUGGCGUCGCUGCGCCUCGAGGUCUCGAAGCUCACGGGCACCCUCGAGUCCUACUCCGCCCUCACCGACCGUCUAUCAGAGAAGCUCUCGUCAGUGACGCCGCUCGAAACCUUGGCUGACCCCUUGGCGACGAUCGAGUCGCAAGUCGCCGCCCUCCUCCGCACGGUCUCGGACCGCACGGCGGCCCUCGUCGACCUCGACGCGUCCCUCGGCGCGCUGGGCUUCCCCGGCGCCGAUGCGUCCGAGGUCAUCGCCUCUCUCGCCUCAGCGCUGCGCACCGCCCGCCUGGAGCUCGAGUACCUCACACCCGGCGAGAUCACCCUCCCGCUGUCCUCGCACGGCGGCGAGGUCCUCGACCUCCUCCUGACGCGGCUGCGGGACCUCGCGCGGCGCGCCCGGGAGGACGAGGCGUCCAUCGACGAGUACCACGAGCUCGAGCUGUCGCUGCGGCAGCAGCUCGGCGCGCGGGUCGCCGCCAUGGGCGAGCUCGAGGAAGAGCUGCGUCGGGCGCGGGAGGCCCUCGGGGCGCGGACGGAGCGCGUCGCGGAGCUCGAGCUCGGCGUCGAGCGGCUCAAGGGCGCGGUGGCGGGCUACGUGCGCGACCUCGGAGAGCUGGAGGGCGUCGUCGGGCGGAUGGAGGCCGAGAACCGCGACGCGAUGGCGACGCGGGACGCGCAGGUCGAGGUCGGGCGGCGGGUGCUGCGGGCCAAGGAGGACGCGAUCGCGAAGCUGGAGGCGAAGCUGUCGGACGCGACGGCGCUGGGCCGGUCGCUGCGCGUGCGGCUCGAGGAGGCGGAGGCGGCGAGGACGAGGGAGGUGGGUGAGGUAACGCGACGGGGCGGCGCGGCGCUCGCGGUGCGGGACGCGCGGGUCACGGAGCUGAGGGAGGAGGUCGACCGGGUGAACGAGCGGUUGCGGGCGGCGCACGAGGGGAUCAAGGACCUCAGGGUCGAGAAGAGGGAGUUGGAGGGCGAGAUGGUGCGCGAGAGGGAGGCGGCGAAGCGGGUUAUCGAGGAGAUGAGGGGCGAGCUGGAACGGGUCGUCGGCAUGAGCAGGGAGUUCCUGGGGCCGGGGUCGACGGAGGGCGGGGACGGAGGGGUGGGACCGGCUUCCGGAGCCGAGGGUGGAGCGGAGACCGGGGCGAAGAGGGGGCGGCUGCUUACCGGGGACCUGGCGAGGCGGUCGUCGGGGCGGAAGAAGAGGAGGUAUGACAGCGGCUUGGGGUUCUUGGACGAGGAUGAGGUUGAUGCGUGAAGCGUGGAGUUUAAAUACAUGUAUAUGUCCACAGUCUGGACAGCUUUGGGUAGAUGGUGGAUGGCGUCUAGGCGCGUUGUUCGAUCGUUUACAUCGUCAUCACGACGACCCUUCUUUCAUUUGUUAGUUCGGUAGACCUUUUGGAGGCGUUGGAAUGUAAAUC